This is a messenger RNA of Stylonychia lemnae, 387 nucleotides long. Lineage: Eukaryota; Ciliophora; Spirotrichea; Sporadotrichida; Oxytrichidae. The record is from the annotation of a GenBank genome assembly.
AUGAAUAAGCUCACCUUAUUAUUACUCGCCCUUUUCUCUAUUAUCGUUAUUGUUAGCGGCUAAGAUGAACUACGUGAUCUAAGUGAUAAGAGAGAUCUUCUCGAUGGUAAACUUCCCCGUCUGUUUCCCUGGGCAACGAGAUAUUGGCCUGAUCUGAUGAUUAAGACAUUGCCAAGGAGACAAGAGAAAUUAUCGAGAAUAUCUAAGGGCCCUAAGAAUUUUAGAAACUACAUCUUUGAUUUCAUUGAGAAGCUAAUCCAUGAAACUCCACUAGUGAUUCAACAUUCUCUUAAUUUCAAUAAUUUUAGCUAAAAUCUUUUAGUCUUGCUAUUUUAAUUAUUCAUUUCCCGUAUAAAAUGGUAUUAACUACAACAAUUAUUCUUAUGA